Messenger RNA from Colletotrichum destructivum, 1995 nucleotides. RefSeq lists its product as uncharacterized. The record is from RefSeq and is a predicted model, not a curated record. The coding region runs from base 1 to 1995 and encodes 664 amino acids. The transcript has 5 exons. Lineage: Eukaryota; Fungi; Ascomycota; Sordariomycetes; Glomerellales; Glomerellaceae.
AUGGCCCGCUUCCAGGGACUCGACUCGUCCGACCUGUUCCGCUUCGACACCCUCGCCCUGCGCGACGACAUUCUGCUGGCUGACGACAAAUCCGCCUCCAAGGUCGAGUACGACGAGUACGUCGUCUUCAAGAAGGACAAUGGCAUCCCCUCGGGCAUGAAGACCGAGCUCGAGGGCGACCAGGACAUCAGCUUCCAGCUCCAGCACAAGGACGACGUGCCGGGCCACCGCACCCUCGACCUCGCCUUUCGCCGCGGGUACUCGGUGGACCACAAUGGAGUCUUUACCCAGGAACCGGUUCGGCAUCCGGAGCUGGUGUUGGAUGGGCGCGUUCGACGAGUCCGUAGCAUCUGCUUCCGCCGCAACAAGUCGUUCGACCGCCGUGAAGACGGCAUCACCAUGACCCCCGAUGACCUGGACGCCAUGGAUCUGCAUCCGGCCACCCUCCAGUACUCCCGACGGGUCACCAACGAGUCCCGCUUCUGGUCCCUUGACCGUUCCAAGCUGAGCCUCAUCCUCUCCUUCUCCAAGAACCCCAGGACGCCGUACGACUUCCUAUCCAUGACUUACGACGUACGCAACCGCACCUCUUCCGUCCUCGUGAGGCAGUCCUUCCACCCGCGCCAGCACAGCCUCGAGAACCUCGACGAGUACGACCAGCGCCUCGAGGCCUGCCGCGCCCACUGGGCCCAUCCUUUCAUCACCCCCGUCGUCCUGCUGCAGGUCCAGUUCAUGCGCACCGAAGAGGCCGUCAUGGAGAACAUCAACCACGUCAAGUCCCUUGAGUGGGAGGUCAGCAGCAUCGCCGGCUUCGAGGCCUUUGAGAUGGAGCGCGAGCGCCGGUCCAAGCUCAUGCGCCGCCUGACCUUCGGCACCCAGAACGAAAAGGUGCCCCAGGUCGCCGGCCCCAUGAGCAUGGCGAACCUGAUGAAGAGCGCCCACGACGUGCUCAAGGAGUCCAUCAAGCUGCUCGACACUGUCCGCUGGAUGGAGAGGGUCGUCAAGCUGAUGCUGCAGGCCGGCGACGAGCUGGCCGAGCGCAUGUCGACGGGCGAGCUGAAGAUCCGCCUGGACGAUUUCCAUGUCAGGGACACCGACGCCGACCGGCGCGACGAACAGGAGCAGCAGGUCCAGCCAGAUGAACCGCCGACGGGACCGCCCUCGCGCUCGUCCCAGAGCACGCACAGGCGGUCACUGCCGCCCGCCCCCGACCCGCUCGCCGAUCCUCUUGGGAACCACUGGCAUGAGAUCCGCCAGUACCUUGAGGGUCUACAGAGAAUGUGCAUGGGCCUCGAGACCGACCGCCGUAUGUCAGAGGCCCGAUGCCGCGCUCAAAUCGACAUUAUCUACAGUAAGAUGGCUCAAGAAGACAACGUGCUCAAUGCCCGCAUGGCCGUCGCCUCGUCGCGCGAUUCCUCCUCGAUGAAGGCCCUCGCCGUCAUCACCGCCAUAUUCCUACCCGGCGAGUUCCUCGGAACCCUCUUCGGCAUGUCCAUGUUCGACUGGCAGGCCUCGGGCGAGGACGCUGCAGGUGACAACGCCGCCGGCGCCGUCUUGAACCCGGAGCCCGGCACGUCGACGAACCCCAAGGACCCGAUCCCCGUGCUGAGCCACCUGUUCUGGGUCUACUGGGCGACCGUCAUCCCGCUCACCGUCGGCAUCCUCGUCGCCUGGCGCGCAUGGUGGGUCAACCAGGACCGCUACUUCCGGCGGCACCUGUCGCGGGAGCUGUCCGAGGAGCGCUAUUGGACCGCCGACGGCAAGCCGCGCGAGCUGGAGCACUCGUUCUGGUGGGACUUCUUCUACCUGUCAGUGCGCCGCGACGAGCCGCCGGCGCCCGUGAGCGACCCCUUCGGCACGCUCGAGCUGUCGACGACCAUGUCGCAGGACAAGGAUGAGCUGCGGUCGCCGCGUGGGGAGACGACGGUCCGGAGGGGCCAGAUUUCGUUCCUCCGGUCGCAGAGCAUCCGACAGCGGAACGCGGUUGCCGUGUAA